AUGUCAAAAAUAGAUUUAAUAAAUUCACCGCCGUACACUGAUUUAACUUUCGCGCAAAUUGAAGAAACAUUAGGAAAGUUGGUCACAAUAAAAUUAAAAAAUGGAGAAAAGUUUGAAGGACAUUUGUAUAAUAUAGAUCCCGUAACUUUUACGAUUGGGGAUCUUUACACAGUAGACGAACUUCCGUCAAGAUACAAGAUAUUGAUCAUAAAAGACUUUGACAUAUCAGAAUUCAAAGUAAACAAUGAUAAAGAUGCGAUACCCAGAAACCUAUUGGAUUCUGUAGUCAACAAAUAUACAGAAGAUUAUACUAUCAAUUCAGAAAAAAUGCGACAAAGAAGAGAAAAAUUGAUCUCAUUAUUUACAUCGCAACGAAUUCCGGUGACACACAACGAAGAUGAAUCAAUUAUUCAUAUCAUGGGUCGUGCUCAUAUUUCGCCCCCAUAUGUAGUAUCUUCUAUUGAAUGUGAUAAUGAAAUAAUUUUGGAAAGAGGUAAAAGAGGCAGGGGGGCAAAGAGAGAGUAUAGAAAAGAUAAAAGAGGGUAUAAAGAAGUAGGGAGGUGUCAAGAAGGAGGAGAGG
This is a messenger RNA of Dentiscutata erythropus, 580 nucleotides long. The record is from the annotation of a GenBank genome assembly. Lineage: Eukaryota; Fungi; Glomeromycota; Glomeromycetes; Diversisporales; Gigasporaceae.